Daucus carota subsp. sativus is the source of this 2376-nucleotide messenger RNA. RefSeq lists its product as uncharacterized. NCBI's taxonomy places the organism in Eukaryota, Viridiplantae, Streptophyta, Magnoliopsida, Apiales, Apiaceae. The coding region runs from base 1 to 2376 and encodes 791 amino acids. The record is from RefSeq and is a predicted model, not a curated record. The transcript is spliced from 3 exons.
AUGGAUCGUGCCACGUGGAUGUACAAAUUACCGCGGAUUGCACAUGAGUAUGUUAGUGGUGUUAAUGAGUUCAUUUCAUGUGCGGUUGAGAACCUAAAGAAGAAAGGCACCGAACAUGGCACAGAAGAAAUGAUCACAUGUCCUUGUCGCGACUGUUAUAAUUUAAAAAAGUAUCCCAGUGUCGAGACUAUACGUGAACAUUUAUUUCGGCGUGGUUUCAUGAAAGAUUAUACUAAGUGGAUCUGGCAUGGUGAAGGAAUACAAUCUAAAAGAACGGAGACAGUUAAUAGAAAACUUGAAAGUUGCGGAGAUGGUAUGGAUACCAAUAAAGAAGAUGACGUAGAAAAUGACAGGGUCCAUGAGAUGAUCGAAGAUGUUGAAGAUCUUCUAAUGCACCAGCCAGAAGUUCUUGAGCACUUGGUUGAUGACUCCAAAAAACUUUUGUACCCUGGGUGUAGGGAUCAGUUUACCAGGCUGUCAACUACCCUUAAAUUGUGUCAGCUUAAAGUGAAGAAUGGGUGGAGUGACAAGAGUUUCACUGAAAUGCUAAAACUUCUGGCAGACAUUCUUCCUCCGGAUAACGAGCUUCCCACUUCCACCUACGAGGCGAAGAAAAUAUUGUGUCCAUUAGGUAUGAAUGUCAAGAAGAUACAUGCAUGUCCAAAUAAUUGUGUGCUGUUUCGCAAUGAGUAUGAACAUCUACACAUGUGUCCAAAGUGCGGAGCUUCCAGGUUCAAGCAGGAAGAAAAUAAUUCUUUUACUAACAACACGAAGAGGCCUCCGGUCAAGGUGUUGCGUUAUCUGCCUAUAGUGGAACGAUUCAAACGACUCUUUGCAAAUGUAAAUGAUGCGAAGCUGUUGAGGUGGCAUGUUGAAGGAAUAAAAUCAGAUGGGAUGCUCCGACACCCAGCCGACUCACCACAAUGGAGAAACAUUGAUGGAAAGUUUCCGGAAUUCGGUGGAGAACUUAGAAACCUUCGUCUUGGCCUCUGUGCGGAUGGCAUGAAUCCGUAUCGAACUCUAAGCUCUCAACACAGUACCUGGCCAGUUCUUUUAACAAUUUAUAACUUGCCCCCUUGGUUAUGCAUGAAGCGCAAGUACAUUAUGUUGGCGUUGCUAAUUCCCGGUCCUAAAGAGGCAGGAAAUGACAUAGAUGUUUAUCUUCAGCCACUUAUUGAAGAUCUAUUGUUAUUGUGGGAUCAAGGUGAGAGGAUAUAUGAUGCAUACAGCCAAACAUACUUCAUCUUGCGUGCCAUGAUUUUUUGCACCAUAAGCGACUUUCCUGGCUAUGGAAACCUUUCAGGGUACAGUGUUAAAGGAGCUAAAGCAUGCCCGAUUUGUGAAGAUGCUACGAUCGACAUUCGCUUACACAAUUGUAAAAAAAAUGUAUAUAUGGGUCAUCGUACAUUUCUUCCCCUUAACCACCCUUAUCGGAAGAGGGAAAAGUCUUUUGAUGGCACUAUCGAGACUCGAGUGGCUCGUUUACCUUUAAUCGGGAAGGAGGUUUUUCAACGAGUCAAAGAUAUCGAUGUUGUGCUUGGGAAGUUAUAUAAAAAGCCAUCAACAAGUAGCAUCUGGAAGAAGAGAUCUAUAUUCUGGGAUCUUCCAUAUUGGGAGCACUUGCAAGUUAGGCAUUGUCUUGAUCUUAUGUAUAUUGAAAAAAAUGUUUGUGAAAGCAUUAUAGGAACUCUGUUGAAUAUACCUGGCAAGACAAAGGAUGGCAUGAAAGCCAGAUUAGACUUACAGGAGAUGGGUGUUCGAGCAGAGUUAGCACCGCAACCAUCUGGUAAACGUACAUAUCUACCUCCGGCAUGCUUCACUCUAUCCAGAAAAGAGAAAAUAAGCUUGUGCGAGUGCUUAUCUACUGUGAAAGUUCCAUCUGGAUAUUCCUCAAACCCUAAAAACUUUGUCUCAAUGAAGGAUUUGAAGAUGGUAGGUAUGAAGUCACAUGAUUGUCAUGUCUUAAUGCAACAUCUUGUUCCGGUUGCAAUUCGGGGCAUAUUGCCCAAGCACGUGAGGCUAGCUAUCACGAAACUAUGCUUCUUCUUCAAUGCUAUAUGCAGUAAGGUCAUUGAUCCCAUGACUUUAGAUAAACUGCAAGCUGACAUUAUUGUCACACUUUGUGAAUUGGAAACGUAUUUACAUAAUCGUUGGAAUCUCGAUGAUUCACGAAAGAAGAUUGUGUUAGAGAAAGCAGCCAAGCAAUGGCGAGAUUUCAAGGGUAAGCUGACAAGGAAUUUUCUGCGAGCUGGAAAGGAUCCAUGUGAAGUUUAUCAUUUCAUCAGCCGGGAGCAAUGGGAAACAUACAAAAAUAGACGCGAAAGUGCUGAGUUUAAGGAGAGUGCUUUCCAUUCUGUUGUGCUAGAAAUAUAUUAA